AAGGAUUAACUUGUGGAGAAAUAUUGUUUUGGUCUUAAUAGCCAAAAUUUCAUAACUUGAGGGACUUAAAGAGGGAAAAUUUGGAUAAGGAUCAGUUAUUUCUUUUUCUCCUUUUCCUCUUUCUUCUUCAGCCCGAUUCUACUCAUCUCUUCCUCGUUACAGCCACCUGAAAGAAAAAAAAAAAGGGAACCCAGCCAUGCCUUGAGGAAACCGGUAGAGAGCUUGAUUUUAUCCUUCUUUUCUUGCUCAAGAACAAGAUUGGAGCCUUGAAAUCUUCCCCCCUGCAGGAAAGCUUCCGGAUCUGCCUUGCUCUGCUCCUUACCGCCGGCUGCUCCUGCUUUGUGGGGGCGAAUUGCUUUGAUUUUCUGCCCUGUGAGUCCCCCUGCACUUGCCGCCGGCCUUCCCCCAACUGCAGCUCCGGUUUUUGCUGGAAAUUGUGGUUCCUGAUCGUUCUGUCAGUUUAGCACUGGGAUCGAGUCUUCGGUUUUAUGCGAGUGAGGUAAGUAAAUUUAUGGUAAUACCCAUACAGUUUUUAAAAGCAUGUUUUGAUUUGUUUUUGAAGUGGUGGUGGGACUAAACUCGUUUUACACAAUUAUAAUUGAUUUGAAGUGAAAUUUUUAUACUUUUCAUUAAAUUGAGCAUGCCUACUUGAAAUUCAAUUGAUAGUCCUGAUGAUUUGGAAGUGAUUGGUGAAUUAUGACUUUUCUGUUAACUUCUACCUAUUUUGUCUCCAAUGUGGUCAUGUUAUUAGUGACCCUGCUAGUGGGGGAGUUUAUAAAUGCUAGCACAUGUCGACAUGUAUUUCUGUAGAGCUGGUUCCUCCUGCCAGUGAGAGUUGUUAAACACUGGUAUUUCAGUGACCCUGCUAGUGGGGAUUAUACACCAGCAAAUAGUGUGCCUGCCAGUGGGAGGUUUAUAACAAUGGCCGUGACCUAUAGAGGAGACGUCUAUUUCAUUCCUGUACUGUAUCCGUUUUUCGUGAUUAUACUUGUUGGCAUGCUAUAAGUUUAAUUAAGGGCUAUCCAUGUUUACUUACUAAGUUUAUCUCAUAGUUUUUCCUUAUCCACCAUUUCAGGAGCAAAACCAAGGACGGGGAAACCACGGGCAGUGACGAGUUAGAAGGCUAACCAUUUUGAGAUUGAUAUAGAUUUUAGAUAUAGAUCAUGAUCUUGUAAACUGGAUUUUAAUUGGAGAUUUUAUAAAUUUAUUAAAUGGAUUGUUAGUUACAAGAGAUUUGAUCUUUAGAUUUUAAUGGUAUCAGAUUAUGAUAUGAUAAGUUCCGAGCCUUAUGCAUUUGUGGGACCCUCUAACAAAUGCAUAGCGUCUGC
Messenger RNA from Rubroshorea leprosula, 1328 nucleotides. The record is from the annotation of a GenBank genome assembly. NCBI's taxonomy places the organism in Eukaryota, Viridiplantae, Streptophyta, Magnoliopsida, Malvales, Dipterocarpaceae.